UAGGACAUCCUACAUUGAUUGUCCCAGUGUGGUUAUUAUCCCCCACUCUGUGCGUGCAUGACCUGUGUGUUGUGUUGAAAAACUGGUCUUCACUGCCUAUGGAUUUCCACGGCAUUCAUAAUGAUGCUUGUUGGGAACAUUGCCAGCUUGUGUAGAGAGCUCCCUAUAGCUGAGCUGUACUCCAGUAUACAUUAGACAGUGUAUAGCCAUGUAGAAGAAGUUGGCUGUAAGGAAAAUCGAUAUCCCUAUACCAUGUCUGCAUACCAGUGAUACAGGAGGCAGCAGGCAGUGCCAGAUGGAGAUAGUGUACAGAUACACUAUUUGAGUUACAUUACGCCUGUAGUCGUGAGAGGUUGGCGCUUUCUGAUUUUUAUCAAGGCAAUUUCAUAUAAGGAACUUCAGCUACUAAAGGAGUACAAAAGAUCAGUUCUGAUCUUGCAGGAGUAUGGAGAAUUUGAUCUGAUUAUGACCGAGGCCCCAAAGGCACUGACAUGGAAGACGGUGAGCUGCCUGAAGACGGUGAAAUAGUGGAUGAGGAAGAACGGAGAGGUCAUAGCAAAGCCAAAGAAUCUCGUCACCGUGAACAACGUGAUCGUGAUAAUGGAUUUGAGGAGGGUGAAGGUUCCGAGUCUGAUGAAGAGCUGUCGAAACGCGCAAGGAAAAGGCGUCGACAUAGAAAGAAUAGAAAUGAAGGAUCUGGCGAUGACUCCAAGAAGUCAAAAAAGAAAAAGCGCGAGAAAAAAGAACACAAGAAGUAUGUUGAUCAUGACCGUGUAGAGGAGGGGGGUGAAGAUACUCCUGACUGGAACCGAGAACAGUCGAGUCACGGGCAUCAUCAUCAUCACCAUGACAACAAUAAACAUCAUCAUGAACACCCAAGAGAACAUAGGAAAUUUGAGAAGGAGGAGUUUGGCGAUAGUCCGGGCGUUUAUGGAAGCCCAUAUGAUAACCAGGACAGGACUCCUGAAUAUGAGUACGAUGACUAUGAUGAUUUUGACGAUAUGGAGCCACCACAUAAGAAGACAAUGAUGAGCUUUGUGGACGAUGGGUUUAUUGACCCAAGUAUGGGGAUGGGUGAUAGACAGGAACUAUUUGAGCACCAUCACCGAGGUAGGGGGCGUGCCCCAGGACGAGGGGGCCAAAUGAUGCGAGGUGGUCGAGGCAGAGGUCGGGGACGUGGUGAUCGGGGUAGAGGACGCGGAGGUCAGGAUAGGGGACGAGGAGGUCAGGAUAGGGGACGAGGCGGUCAGGAUAGAGGACGAGGUGGUCAGGAUAGGGGACGAGGUGGUCUGGAUAGGGGACGGGGAGGUCAGGAUAGGGGACGAGGUGGGCGCGAUAGGGGACGCGGAGGACGUGGUCGGGGUGGCAUGCCACCGCACGGUCCCCCACACCACCCACACCAGCACGAUCACAGCAACCAGCGAGGACCACCCCCACGACGCGAAGAGAUGAAGCAGAAUCGUCCCAUUUGUAAAUUUUUCAAGGACGGUUCUUGCCAUAAGCAUCACUGCAAGGAUGAACACCACAGGGGUGAUGGAUGCGUCUUCAGUCAUGAUUGUACUCCAAAUCAUAAGAUGGAAGUCUGCAAGUUUUACAUCAGUGGCCAGUGUCGAAAGGGAGACAACUGUUCGUACUUACAUGGCCAAUACCCGUGUAAAUAUUACCACACUGGUGCCAAAUGCUUCCAAGGUAACAACUGUAAGUUUUCUCAUGAAACCUUGGAUGAUAGAGGCAAGCUACUGUUAGAAAAGAUUCUAAGGGAGCAGUCUGAGCGGGAAAUGGAGCGAGAGUUCAACCGUGAUAGACAACAUCACCAUGAGGACCGUGGGAGGAUGAUUAGUGAAAUGAUUGAUAAUCAACAAUUUGGAGGAUCUCCUCCUCGCAUGUACGAAGGAGACCCCAAAGAGGGCAUACCUUCUCUUCUGGACAUUAAGACAAAUCCGCCUAGCCCUGAGAAACAUGGCCCACAUGGACCUCCAGGACCACAUGGACCUCCUGGGCCACAUGGACCUGCUGGACCACGAGGACCCAGGCCUCGUGGACCACCUCCAAUAGGAAUGCUUCGCCCACAAGGAUUCUACAAAGACACUCUUGCCUCUCCAACAAGACAUCCUGGCCCUCAUGGUCCCAGCUUGCGUCCUCCACUUCUCCCAGAUCCAGUACCUCAUGGCAUGCCCCCACCCCAUAUGAGGAUGCCUGGCCCACCACCUCCACCACCACCACCGUCGGCUGCUAAUGUUGUGUCUGCCAUGGCUGAAGCUAUUGCAACUGCCAUCAGAUCACACCAAAAGGAAGCCCUAAAGGCCAAGGAGGAAAAGCCGGAUGAGCCAAAAGUUGCAGAGACUGUUCCAAAACCAUCAGAUUUGAUAAAAAAAGCAACAGAGCCGUUGCCAGAUUUUGCAGAAGCGUUACCAAAACCUGCAGAGUCAGAAUCUCCACCAAAACCUGCGGACUUCUCUGAUUUACCAAAAGCUGUUGAGUUGUUGAAGGCAGCAUCUUCACCACCAAUGGUUUCCGAGCCCACACCGGAGAUUGAGGAUAAAAAAGUUGUGGAACCUGAACAGUGUGCCCCUGCUUUGGAGGUCAAAAUGGAACCUGUUGAAAUCAUGAGUCCUACUGGACCGUCUACUGCGCCAGAUAGUACAAGCACUGAAAAUGCAGAUAAUCAGAGCUCGGCUGAUCGAAAGGCUGCAGAAAUUGAUGUCAAAGAGGAGCCAAUGGAGGCAACUGAUGGUGAAGUUGAGGAGAAAACGGAAGUCGUGGUAAAGGCUGAAGCUAUGGAGGCAUCUGAAGUUGAGGAGGAACCAAAAGGGGAAGCAAAUGAAAAUGGUCCUGCACCGACACAGGAUGCCGAGGCAAAACCAGGCCCAGAACAAUCGGUGGAGACCAAACCACAAACCAGUUUCCCUGAAAUACCAGAGAAUCUUCCCCUCGUACAACGGCAGCUGUUACUUAGGCUUCAGCAGGCACAGAAGGAACCAGAACCUCCUCAAGAAAAUCCUGUUGCAGACGAAAUAGAAAUGGAGGACGAUAACUGGUACUCAAGUGACGAAGAAGACGAACUGCCAUCGAAGAAAUCUCUAUCUGAUAUCAUGAAAAAUAUUACACAGACAGAACCACCAAAAGCUGCGUCACCUCCAUUAGUGAAGCCUCCGACUUCUGUUGCCAGUACUGUGCCGUCACAACCAGUGAUGGACAUUGGAAGCAUGUUGAGUAUGAUACGGCAACAGACUGCAGCAGCUGGGAAUACAGUUGCAGUGGCAGUACCACCACCACCACCACCUGCAAGUGUUGCUGCUCCUGUUGUUACUUCUACGGCAAGUGUGCCCCCGGUCAGAAGGGACCCUCGUCUCCAAGGUGUUCCAGCUCCACGAAUAGAUCCACGAACUCAGCAACCACCUCCUACUUCCAGUGCCACUCUGGUGGUGCCGCCUGUACACGCUCCUGCCUCACCUCGCCAUAAUGAACCUACCCCUGAGAUUUACGGUAUUAUUAGUAACCCAAAGCCAUUUCGUUUGGUGCUCUUCACAAUGGAACCUAACAACAGACCCUGUCUUCCUCCUGGACUAAAUAUCACGGAUCCAAGGUAUCGGGAGGACCCACGUUGCUCGCACUAUAAGAACACUGUAGUGAAGAGGAGUACUAGUUAUCAGCCUUCACUGUCACAUGGUGGUAGUUCUCCGGGACCUCCGCGACCACCAGUAAAUUUACCAAGGAGAGACAGUUCAUCUAAUGACUCUGGUAUGGAAAUGAGAUUGAAAACCCAAAAUUCUGCGCCUGGAACUUUGGGUCCUAGGGACCCCCGAAUGAUACAACAGGCUCGAUCUAUGGACCCGCGUUCUAGUGGCGGCUCAUCACCUGCUGCCCAUUGGACAGCAGGUGACCCAAGAGCACCACCAAUGUUAUCACAGGGACGACCAAGUGACCCUCGGGGUGGUGGUGGUGCGUCAUCACCGGCCGCACAUCGGAGUGGUGGUGAUCCACGUGCGCCUCCUGUGCCGAAACUUCUGUCAAAGGACCCAAGAUCAGACUUGCAGAAUCCAAAUAUUCUCCAAGCAUUUGAAUUGCCGCCUCUUGGUUCGAGUAGUGACCAUCAGUUCGCAAUGCCUAAACUUUUGCUCGAACGGCCUGAGCCAUUGAAAGGAAAGCCUGAGCUCCAGAGCACACCACAAUCUCCUUUACCAGUACCGGCACUUACGUUACCACCUCUGUUAGCACAACCACUGCCGCUUUUAAUGCAGCCUCCGCCAGGGAAAGCUAUUAACCUUGAAACUGGGUCACCACAAAACUCCCCGCCUGCUCUGGUGCAAAAACUUUCUCCUGCUCAUCAGGAGUCGUCAGAAAUUUCAUCACCACCAAACUCUGAAAGAACUAAAUCCUUAUCACAUCGUGCUGAUCCGAGAUUUAAACGUCGCCCAUCUGUAAAAAAUCCAGAACCGGAACCUGUGCCUGUGCCUGUUGUUAAUGAAGAUAAAACUGAACAAAGACGACAGAACGUUGAAUACAGUUCACCGUUAAGUGGUCAGGCAAAUCGUCAGGAGGACUCAUACUCGUCAUAUAAUCGCCGGCCGAACAAUUAUGAAAAGACUGGUCGAAAAGGAGGAAAAAGUGAUCCGAGACAAUCCAGCGGUGGGCAGGAUCCACGACAGCGGCGCGAUCCGCGGUUUCCAGGGGGAAGUGGUGAUCCACGUGGACAUUUAGAUCCGAGGAAACAUUUGGAUAACGACCAACAAAUGGGUGAACCGCAUCAACAGGGCGAACCAUCAUUCCUUCAUCCCGGUGGAGGAGACCCCAGGUUCUCACAAGGGGCUGGAGAUCCAAGGUUUCAACAAACUGGUGAAAUCGAUCCACAACUGUUACCUGGGUGUAAUCCGACAGUUGACUCAUUUCAUGGUGCUGGUGGUAUGAAUAUUGAUUUGACAGAUCCUAGGUUUCAACAAAUAACAGGGUUACCACCGGAAGUGUUUGCACAAAUGCAACAGCAACAAAGUGAACAAUCGUUGCGCGACGUUUUCAAAACUUUUGAUCCUACAGCAUCACCGUUUUGUUAGUCAUUGUAAGGAAUUCAACCACUCAACUUGAUUGAAUCUCUAAACUUCAUCUGUUGAGCUCUGAUUUUGUCCUUGUGUCUUAUGUUUUGCACUCCUGUGCGACUGUUUUAUUAUUUUGUUUCAAUAUUCUCUGUGAUGGCGACUCUGAUAUUCAUGUUUUUGAUCACUAUUUUGUUUCCCCUUCUGUGUAUUAAACAUGGUUACACUAUUAAUAGUCAAAUUUUGAGGCCUGCUGUUAAAAAUGGUUCGCUCUAGUGUGCUCAAUGUUCCAGUGGAAGAUCCAGUUAUAGUGACACCAAGGGCACUAGUUGUUAAAAACCAUUAGUGCAGUUGCAUCCAGCUAGGAUCGAUAACAUUUCUGGCAACCAGAAAUUUUGUUAUAUCCAAGUUUCCUUAUGAAAACUGCACAGAGUGUUCAUUUAUGAAAUACAUGUAAGACUCAAAUUGUAUUUUGUACCAGGUCAAUGUAAAAACCUAUCCAGUAUUCUGAUGUGGAUUUUGGACUAAAAUUUUUGGAGUUAUCUUCGCGUAUUGUUUUGUAUGAAACCUGAACUCAGUGUAAGCCCUGUGAUUGAAUAUGUCUUCUUUGAUUUAAAUCCAUUCUAUUAGCUAUUCUUCAGCCUUCCAUUAUUUGCUGUCAAAAUGUAAAUCAUGUCCUGUUCCAUUUUUGUUCCUGAUCCAGUUUAUGUUGAUUCUUUUGCUUCGCACAAAUAUUACUGCUCGCUGUUCUCCUAUAAAAGGUUAUACUCAUCACAAACAUAAAUACCUCAGCAGAUUCUUUGAAA
Lineus longissimus is the source of this 5836-nucleotide messenger RNA. Its product is annotated as protein PRRC2A-like. Gene Ontology annotation, cellular component: nucleus. The record is from RefSeq and is a predicted model, not a curated record. NCBI's taxonomy places the organism in Eukaryota, Metazoa, Nemertea, Pilidiophora, Heteronemertea, Lineidae. Gene Ontology annotation, molecular function: metal ion binding; RNA binding. The transcript has 14 exons. Gene Ontology annotation, biological process: negative regulation of DNA-templated transcription. Bases 492 to 5051 code for a protein of 1519 amino acids.